AUGAAUUUAGCAGCUGGUAUCGAGUCUCAUACGACAAAUGGUUUAUCUUCAUCGUCUACUCAUCAACGAAAAACAAAGCAACAAGAGAAUUUGCUUGAACUAAAAAAUGCUAAAUUGAUACGAUCAAUAUCACAACAUGAUGAAGAACUUGAAGAAAGACAACAAAUAUUAAUUCGUAAGAAAGGUGAACAAGAAAUAAUACGUAAUGAAACAGAUAAAAUUGUUUUAUGGCGACAACCAAUAAAUACAAUUCAUUAUUGUUUACUUGAAAUAAUUUAUUUAAUUCAUCAUAAUUUUAAACAUUUAUUAUCCUAUCGAAAAACUUUAUUUCUUUCAAGUAUAUUAUUAUUAUUUUUCUUAUUUAUUUAUAAAUCUGAAGGUUCACAUCAAAAAAGUAUUCAUGAAAUAGAAAGUUUAUUUUUUUGGACAUUAUAUUGGUUUGGUCUUGGUGUUGCAUCAUCUAUUGGAUUAGGUACAGGUUUACAUACAUUUUUACUCUAUCUUGGUCCAUUUAUUGCUCAAGUAACAUUAGCAGCAUAUGAAUGUGGAUCAAUAAAAUUUCCUCGUCCACCAUAUCCAAAUGAAAUUGUUUGUCCAUUAUCAUCAAGAAUAGAUGAAACAAUUCUAACAGAUUUAUUAGAAACAAAAUCAAUAUCAUUUUGGAAUAUAUUAUGGAAAGUUAAAUUAGAAGCAUUUUUUUGGGGUUUAGGUACAGCAUUUGGUGAAUUACCACCAUAUUUUAUGGCUCGUGCUGCACGUUUAGGUACAACUGAUGUAGAUGAUGAUGAAGGAUUAAUUGAUUUCAAAAGAUUAAUAAUUGAUGCUGAAUUAAAUAGUUCUCAAAAUUUAACAUUAUUUCAACGUUUACGUUAUUCAGUAUAUCGUCUUAUUGAACGUAUUGGAUUUUUUGGUAUAUUAUUAUGUGCAAGUAUACCAAAUCCAUUAUUUGAUUUAGCUGGUAUAACAUGUGGUUAUUUUUUAAUAUCAUUUUCGAGAUUUUUUUUUGCAACAAUUAUUGGCAAAGCUUUGAUUAAAAUGAGUAUACAAACAAUAUUUAUUAUAUUUUUAUUUAGUGAACAUCAUGUUGAACGUAUGAUACGUUGCAUGAAACAUAUACCAUUUUAUGGUAAUUUAUUACAAACACCAUUUAAAGAUUGGUUACAUGAACAAAAAAUGAAUAUGCAUAGAAAACCAGGUCAACAUUUAACUAAUCAUAUAACAAGAAUAUCAACAUUAACUAAAAUAUUUAAUUUAUUUGUUGCUGCUAUGAUUGCAUAUUUUAUUAUAUCAAUUAUUAAUUCAUUAGCACAACGUUAUUAUAAACGUAUACGUACAAAAUGUAAAUAA
Messenger RNA from Rotaria sordida, 1347 nucleotides. NCBI's taxonomy places the organism in Eukaryota, Metazoa, Rotifera, Eurotatoria, Philodinida, Philodinidae. The record is from the annotation of a GenBank genome assembly.